Messenger RNA from Rasamsonia emersonii CBS 393.64, 552 nucleotides. Its product is annotated as Bax Inhibitor family protein. The transcript has a single exon. The record is from RefSeq and is a predicted model, not a curated record. NCBI's taxonomy places the organism in Eukaryota, Fungi, Ascomycota, Eurotiomycetes, Eurotiales, Trichocomaceae. The annotation marks the transcript as partial. Gene Ontology annotation, cellular component: mitochondrial inner membrane.
GUAACGCCAUCGCAUCCUCAGAGGGUUGGUGAAUGUGGAAUCGGUUCUAACGAGAUGCCAUCUUGUAGCUACAUGCUGAAAUACGGUCUGUGGACUGGCUUCAACGUGACCCAGGCCGCUCUCCUGUCACCUCUGAUGUUCCUGUCUCCCGCUCUCCUUGCUCGUGCUGGUCUCUACACGGUGGGAAUGAUGGGCUCGAUCGCGUUUGUCGGUGCCACGGCCAAGCAGGAGAAGUACCUGUACUUGGGCGGUCCUCUGCUGGCCGGUGUCACUCUCGUCGCCCUCUCCGGCCUCGCUCCUCUGGUCCUUCCUGCGACCGCUGCGCGCACCCUGAUGUGGUCUGAGCGGAUCUGGCUGUACGGCGGUCUCGCCGUGUUCGGCGGCUUCACCCUGUAUGAUGUGCAGCGGAUCCUGCACCACGCCCGUCUCGCCCAGAGGGGCAUUAUCAAGAAGGACCCGGUGAAUGAGAGCAUCAGCCUGGAACUCGACUUCAUCAACAUCUUCGUCCGGAUGGUCCAGAUCCUGGGAAUGCAGCGUCAGAACCGGAGAUAA